AUGGGCAACAUUGUCGCAUCGUUGCUGAAUUCUGACCAUGAUGGAAUACCAGGUUCCGAACAAACAUGUGGUUUAUCGUCAUGCAGCAGCGACUCUACAGAGUCACAUGAAGAACAAACCAAUCUGCCAGAAAGCAGAAAUAGUAGACUUCAAGCAGUAAACACCACCGAUGACAACUCUUUGGCAACAACUAAUGUAAAACAAGAGCUCUCUAAUGCGGAGAAGGCUUUAGAAGUAAUGCAAACUAUGUACAGACUACGUACUCCUCUGCUUCACGAGAAAUUAGACCAACUGAAGAUUGAUAACCGUGGUGGACGUCUUCUUAUUUAUGAACGUUUAAAAAGGUAUAUAUGUAAACAUGAGCCGCGACUGCUGAAUAGACCAAAUACAGAAGGUAAAACAGAACGGUUUUACGACUAUCUAAUUGUAAUCGAUUUUGAAUGUACCUGCGAUGAAUCUGCACCUGAAUAUCAACAUGAAAUCAUUGAAUUUCCCGCUGUUUUAAUUGACGUCCGAAAGCAAGAAGUGGUUGGUACCUUCAGGUCGUACGUACAGCCGGUACGGUAUCCUCAGUUAAAUGAGUUUUGUGUAAAACUGACAGGCAUUACUCAAGAAACUGUCGACAAGUCACCAACUUUCGUACGUGUGUUAACUAAAUUUUAUAAUUGGUUAAAGGAAAAAAAUCUCGACAAAUCAACAAGAUAUGCGUUUGUUACUGACGGCCCGUGGGAUAUUGCUAAAUUUCUCCAGAUGCAGUGCUUGCAGUCAGAAAUUGGGGUCCCGCAUAUUUUCCGCCAUUAUAUCAAUAUCAGGAAGUGCUUCUUGAACAACUAUUACAUGAGAGGUGACCUGGCGCCGAAGAUAACUUUGGCAAAGAUGCUAAGUGAAUGUAAUAUGGAAUUUGUUGGAAGACCACAUUGUGGGCUCGAUGAUUCUAUAAAUAUUGCAAGAGUGGUCAUAAAAAUGCUGAAAGACAACAUAGAAAUUAGAGUCAACGAAAGGCUUGUGAAAGGGAAGAAUGUGAAGGUAAAAGACUAUGCUAGACAGCUUUCACUAAAAACAAGUCGUUUUGCUGGCUCGCAGGUUCCGACUGGAAAAGAGAAUGUUGAGUCUAAAAACCGAGAUUUUCCAACAUGGCGGGAAGUAUUACCUUACAAAAAUAUUUUCGUAAGUCGGGACGCCUUUAUAAGUGGUGAUUAUUUGCAGUGA
Messenger RNA from Enterobius vermicularis (human pinworm), 1209 nucleotides. The record is from the annotation of a GenBank genome assembly. Lineage: Eukaryota; Metazoa; Nematoda; Chromadorea; Rhabditida; Oxyuridae.